AGGCCGCUUCCGGUUGAUGAGGACACGUCACUCAUUCGACUGAGGAAGAGGACCGGUGCAAACCUCGCUCAUUGACACAUUUUGUGUAAAUCACAAGGCAGAAAUCAUGUCGAAUUCAGUCAUAUCGGUUAUCUCUCGGUUUCUAGAGGAGUACACGUCCUCGACGCCCAACAAGCUGAAAGUGGUGGACGCUUAUUUGCUGUACAUCUUGUUGACGGGAGCUCUACAGUUCCUCUACUGCCUGCUGGUUGGCACCUUCCCCUUCAACAGCUUUUUGUCGGGCUUCAUCUCAUGUGUGGGCUCGUUCAUCCUCGCAGUGUGUCUUCGUAUCCAGAUCAACCCACAGAACAAAGGAGAGUUCCUGUCUAUCUCUCCAGAGAGAGCCUUCGCUGACUUCCUAUUCGCUCACACUGUCCUCCAUCUGGUUGUGAUGAACUUCAUUGGUUGAAUCGGAUGUGGACCCAACUUACAGUGCCCCCCUCUCAGAAGCUCACGAGAAGAGAAAUUAUCAAACCUCCCCUUCAAGACAUGAUGCUGCAUCUGCUUUUGUGCGAUCCCACCUUCAACACUGAAUUGGUUGCAACUUGUCACAUGUGAUGCAGUACAAUUUUCUUACUGAUAAAAUGGUUGAUUUCUGUCAUUUUUUUUAAAUGUAAAGAUUUGUUAAGCAUUCCCUUUUUGCACUGACACAAGGAAAUAAAAAAACAACUGAAAUGGU
Messenger RNA from Seriola aureovittata, 718 nucleotides. RefSeq names its product defender against cell death 1 (gene dad1). The record is from RefSeq and is a predicted model, not a curated record. Gene Ontology annotation, biological process: protein N-linked glycosylation. The transcript is spliced from 3 exons. NCBI's taxonomy places the organism in Eukaryota, Metazoa, Chordata, Actinopteri, Carangiformes, Carangidae. Gene Ontology annotation, cellular component: membrane; oligosaccharyltransferase complex. Bases 107 to 448 code for a protein of 113 amino acids.